Molecule: messenger RNA, 798 nt
Organism: Anopheles merus
Lineage: Eukaryota; Metazoa; Arthropoda; Insecta; Diptera; Culicidae
Product: TP53-regulated inhibitor of apoptosis 1-like
Exons: 2
Coding region: 153-398 (81 amino acids)
Source: RefSeq, a predicted model, not a curated record
AACAACAUCAACACAACACAACGUUACCGCGAACCAGGCCCAGGAACGGUGCAAUUGCGAAGGCGGGCACUUGUGAAGAAAAAAAGAAAAGUAAAGUGGCUCACAGAAUAGUUUUUCCUUCAUCAGCUGCUAAACCAAACACCAGAGACAUCAUGAACAGCAUCGGGGAAAACUGUACGCAGCUGAAGAAGGAUUACGACAACUGCUUCAACAACUGGUUCUCCGAUCGAUUUCUCAAAGGCGAUACGGACGAUUCGCUGUGUGCUCCACUGUUCAAAGUUUAUCAGCAGUGCGUAAAGGAAGCCAUGAAGCAGCACCAAAUUGAAUUUAAGGAAAUCGAAAACGAUUAUCUCGGCACAAAGGACGAGGAGCAGAAGCCACCACCAAAGGGCAGUUGAAGCGGAGCUGCGUCCAUUCCUGUUUUCCCUGCUGGACGGCUCGAGAAUCAAUCACUGCCGCUGGUGUGCUGUCAACCUGAGUGGUUGCUAGUCAAAUAAGCAAGCGAAAAGUUCAAUAUUAGUUAAUUACGGUUUUAAAUCCCUGGUAGCGGUGCUACAGGCGAUGAUCCCCAAAGUGAAUGUUGUGAUCAAAUCGUUUGGCUGACCGCGCGGCUGGCGAUUGAUGUGUUUCGUUUUCUUGACAUCCCUCAUUCCUUGAAUUGUAUUAGCUUAGUAGGAAUGAAAUCAAUCGAUAGCUCUAGCGCCAUACAGCCAUAGCUAUUCCAUCAAUCAUAACUAGUUGCACGCCUGUUAAGCAUACAAAAGUGGGUUUUGUUAAAAAUAAAAUACUUACAACAUA